AUGGUAAAAGAGGCGGCCACCGAAGAGGGGAUCCAAGGGUAUCUCAGACUCCAAGACUUACAGACACAAAGGGGAGAAAAUGAGGAGAAAAUGAGGCCCCAAUUCUUGCUUCGCACUACCGGCUUCCUGGCUGGUAUGGCUAUUGCCAGCUUCGACGGGAAUCUUAACUACGACAGCCCCUCCAGGCGUCAUGAACGCCUCGGCAUUGACGUUGAACUCAUUGAGCGUCGGUCAUGGAAGCGCGACAACGUAGCCUAUCAGCCGUCGCAGCUUCACUUCACUCAUGGUAUUGCCUCUGGUGACCCGUGGCCCGGGAGUGUCAUCCUCUGGACUCGCGUUGCUCCCAGAAAUGAGUCUGACAAGAGCGAGGUGACGGUCGACGGUACUGCUCCUCUCUGGGACCAUGAGACGCAAAAGUAUAUCAAGGCCGAUCCUAACCCCAUCUGCGUUGAGUGGAAGGUAUUUCAAAGUAACUAUGCGAAUAACACCAACCAGACGGUUGUGGCCACCGGCAGGGCCUACACAACUUCGGACAUUGAUUAUACCGUCAAGGUCGAAGCCAAGGGACUCGAGCCCCUAACAAAGUAUUUUUAUCAGUUCAACAUUUGCGGGUCUUCUAACAAGAGCCCUGUUGGCCGUACUAAGACUUCGCCUGCCAAGGAAGAUGCGGUUUCCAGGUUGAGCUUUGCUGUGUUUUCUUGCAGCAACUUUCCCAAUGGCUACUUCAACGCAUAUGGGAACGCUGCGAGAAAGGAUAAGCACGACUAUGUUCUCCACCUCGGUGAUUACUUUUAUGAAACCGGAAGGGGUGGUGAGCGUGCUACCAAACCCUCUGGAACCAUCUGGACUCUCGGCGACUAUAGGACUCGCCACGGACUGUAUCGAAGCGAUCCCGAUUUGCAACUCUUGUCUCAGAACUUCCCGUGGAUUACUACGUGGGAUGACCACGGUCAGUUCAACCGGUUGGCGCGGGACGGCUUCAGUGGUCUCAACAAUACUGAAGACUCAUUCCUCAAGUCUGGCACCAAGGUGACUGUUGAUACGCGCAAGGCUCAUGCUGUUCGUGCAUAUUUUGAGUGGAUGCCAAUCCGACAAACCGACCUGGACGACGGGCUGCGUGUCUGGCGAUCCUUCCAGAUGGGAAAGUUGAUGGAUCUUAUAAUCCUCGACACCCGAAACUAUGACCGGAGUAUCACUGACGUUUACUGGAACUCACACUACAUCAGUGAAAUUGCAGAUGACGCUAGCCGCUCCUUGAUGGGAGCCCGCCAAGAAAGCUGGUUCUAUCGAUCUCUCAGCCAAUCCAAGGAGCGAGGUGCCACAUGGCGUAUUAUUGGUAACCAGAUUGUUUUCUCGCGCAUCCUGGAGAAUGAUAAUUGGGGUCUCAACGGCGAUGCUUGGGACGGCUAUAUUGCCAACCGCAACAGAACCCUGCAGCACAUGUACGACAACGAGAUUGAUAACAAUAUCUUCCUGGCGGGAGACACGCACCAGAACUGGGUCUCUGACCUCGUCUGGCUCGGAAACAAGCCCUACGACAAAGCCACCGGACACGGAGCCAUUGGCGUAGAAUUCGCCGGCACGGCCGUCAGCUCCAGUGGUCAGGGGGGACCUAUCGAGCCCGUUGCUGGUGACAAGGCGCGAGGCUUGGUGAAGCGCAACGACGAGCUUGGCUGGCAGGAGGGCUAUUACCGUGGAUACUUUGAGUUGACGAUUACGCCUGACAGGGCGACCGCCCAAUACUACGGCUGCCCUACCGUGGCGACCCGCAAUGGCUGGGAUCUUCCCCUGGCCAACUUCAGCAUCGUGGCGGGCGGCAACCACCUGGAGCGUCCGAUUGCGGGCGGCAAGGUCGAGUCUGGUGCGCUAAGAGGCGGCCAGGUCAAGCAUACCAAUUUGACGCUGGAUACGAACACCGGCCAGUGGAAGGUGGUUGGUUUUGACAAGAUGUACUUGUAG
Metarhizium album ARSEF 1941 is the source of this 1959-nucleotide messenger RNA. RefSeq names its product Alkaline phosphatase D-related protein. The transcript has 10 exons. The record is from RefSeq and is a predicted model, not a curated record. NCBI's taxonomy places the organism in Eukaryota, Fungi, Ascomycota, Sordariomycetes, Hypocreales, Clavicipitaceae. Bases 1 to 1959 code for a protein of 652 amino acids.